Molecule: messenger RNA, 1565 nt
Organism: Coffea eugenioides
Lineage: Eukaryota; Viridiplantae; Streptophyta; Magnoliopsida; Gentianales; Rubiaceae
Exons: 1
Coding region: 245-1330 (361 amino acids)
Source: RefSeq, a predicted model, not a curated record
CUCUCUCUCUCAUUCUUCCCCCCUAUCGAUCUUUAUUCCAUGUAAUUGUGCUACUAACUCACCAGUCGCCACCCAACCCAAAGUCUCUCUCCUCUGCUCCUCAGUCCUCAUUUCUUUUUAUGCCAACACCAAAGCCUCAAAAACAAAACAACCUCCUCAAUAGAGAAAAUAGUGGAGCAACAAAAGCCCCGGCCAAGUACUCCUACUUACUCUACCAUCCCAUACCCGAAUAUUUCUCUCUGGAAUGAUGGAAGAGCCAGUUGAGCUACUCACGAGGACACCUCCUGUGCUCUCCCCCUGCACCAGCGCCAAAAGAAGAAGCACUUCUAGAACCACUACAGAUUCCAACUCACCCGAAUUUGAGUUCUGGAAUAUGCUCCGAAACCCGUCUUUUCCCCAGCCCAACCUUCUCUCAGCUGAUGAGCUCUUCUCUGACGGUGUCCUCCUCCCUCUCCACCUCCUCAAUAACCAUUCCUCCGACGACCCACCCGACCAAAAGCCAUCAUCCGCCGACCCACCUGAAGCUUCCGGGUCAGACCAACCCGGGCCCGGAUCGAGACCCGAUGUCUCUAACGUCUUGUCUGCUUUGUCAGCACCCACAUUCACUUCUUCCAAGCGGUGGAAAGACAUUUUCAAGAUUAGCGGUGACCGGAGAAAGUUAGAGGAUGAUAGUAGCCGGAAAGAAAAGAAGAAAGAGAAGAAAAUCGCAGGUGGUGGAGGAGGGCCGAGUAAUGGUGGGGUGAGCGCCGCGGCGGAGCUGAACAUAAAUAUCUGGCCAUUCAGGAGGAGUAGAUCCGCCGGGAACGGCGGGAAUAGGCCGCGGAUGGCGGGUGCCGGUGCAACUCGCAAGGUGAGUAGUGCGCCGUGCUCGAGGAGCAACUCAGCCGGUGAGUCCAAGUCUAGGAAACAGUGGCCUAGCAGUCCAAGUCGAGGUGGGGUCCACUUGGGCCGGAGCAGCCCGGUUUGGCAAGUCCGCCGCGGUGCUGCCGGUGGCGGGAAGGGAGCCGCCGCCGACAUCGUGGCAAGGAAUGCUGAGAAGGGUGCUAAAAGAGAGGUUAGCAAUGAAGCUCGCCGGAAAACGUCUGUUGCCGCCGUGUCAAGCAGUGGCGCAGCCAAGGCAAAGGCCUUGCAUUUGAAUGUUCCGAUGUGUAUUGGUUAUAGGAAUCAUUUGAGCUGUAGAAGUGAUGAAAAUAGUGCUGUUGGUUGUGCGGCUGAAGGGGCCGCUGGUCUUGGUGGUGCUCAUAGAGGAGGAGGUGGCUCCGACGAAGGCGUACGUGGCAGCAGUAAUUUAUUUAAAAUCCGAAGCCUCUUUACCAAGAAAGUGCAUUAGCACUUUCCAAAGAUAAUUGCCGAUUUGCCAUGUUACUAUUUUAAUUGCUUCUUGCCCCCCCAGCCUACCUUCCUCUUUUGUAGUAAUUUAUUGAAGUGCUUUUUUUUUAGACUCCAUGUGUAUCUAUUAAAGAAAAGUUAUAGGCAGCUACUAACCAGAGCUCCUGCUGUUCAAUUUUAACAGUAGUGUAUUAUUGUAAAUUAUUAUUAAUUUUUAUUGAGAGUAUUAUGGGAUC